Branchiostoma belcheri (Belcher's lancelet) is the source of this 677-nucleotide messenger RNA. RefSeq lists its product as uncharacterized. Gene Ontology annotation, molecular function: ATP hydrolysis activity; single-stranded DNA binding. Bases 111 to 677 code for a protein of 188 amino acids. Gene Ontology annotation, biological process: resolution of meiotic recombination intermediates. Gene Ontology annotation, cellular component: condensed nuclear chromosome. The record is from RefSeq and is a predicted model, not a curated record. The transcript is spliced from 5 exons. NCBI's taxonomy places the organism in Eukaryota, Metazoa, Chordata, Leptocardii, Amphioxiformes, Branchiostomatidae.
GCACCACAGAUACAGCCAGACUGGUAAGGGAAGUGGGAGACAGGGCGCUGGCUAACACCACAGUCUGGGCAGAACACGACUGGAUCAAGAGAACCUGGCUUACUGAAGACAUGAGCAUGCAUGAGCAGUUUCUUCUAUCCUUCCCCUGCAUUAACUCAUUCAGUGCCCAGGUGAUGCUGACAGCUGCACCCCUGUACCAGCUGCUGACCUGUCCCAUGCAGGAACUGGUCACCCUGUGUCCAUGGAUACCUCAGAAGGUGCUACAGGCUUUCUAUCAAGUUGCCCACUGUGAGCCAGAUAUUAACACCAGGACAAACACACCCGUUUCCUCCCCACAACCACACAACGACUGUCCCCCUCUGGGGUCCAACCUGUCAGAGAACACCAUGAGCGCAGGUUGUAGCAAUGCUGAAAUGGUUGUGAGGAAACAAAAUGUCCAAACAUCUUUACAAGACCUAGAGAGCAGUAGUGUUGACAGGUAUGAGAUUCAGAACCCGCCACCAAAGUAUGGUGCCAAUGUAGCUGUUGCCCAGCCCUACCAGCAUCAACACAGUACAAGAGGUACCAACAGGCAGUAUAACUCCAGAGGGUUGCAGGCAACAAUGGUUGGAUACGGAGACCAAAGAGGAAAUCGCAGUGGGAAGGUAUGUAAAAAUGGAGGAACAGGUUUUGCAUAA